This is a messenger RNA of Anoplophora glabripennis (Asian longhorned beetle), 1238 nucleotides long. RefSeq names its product bleomycin hydrolase-like. The transcript has 5 exons. Lineage: Eukaryota; Metazoa; Arthropoda; Insecta; Coleoptera; Cerambycidae. Bases 204 to 1238 code for a protein of 344 amino acids. The record is from RefSeq and is a predicted model, not a curated record. Gene Ontology annotation, molecular function: cysteine-type aminopeptidase activity. Gene Ontology annotation, cellular component: cytoplasm. Gene Ontology annotation, biological process: response to toxic substance; proteolysis; L-homocysteine catabolic process.
UGAGAAAAUAAACCUUCGUCAUUAGCGGGAAUUCUCAGCCGCGAUUGCUGUGUGUUAGACUUAUCCGCUAUUAGUUUUUCUACGCUGUCCAGUCAGCACAUGUCGCUCAAUUGUUAAGUUACCUUCCUCAACAAUUUUGUUUUGUUUGGUGCCCUCGUGUGGACUAUUUUAUCUUCAAUUUGUUGUUUUAUUUGCGCGACGAGAUGGAUUCGAGAGGAACAUUAACCGAUGAAGUUUUGGAAGGCUUCAGGAAAAUGUUCUAUUCUCAAGAGAAGAACGUGCUUGCCAGAAACGUUUGUUCCAGAACAGAUCCCUUUGAUGCGGCUCAAUCUAGUGAUAUUUUGGACGAAAUGCAGCCAGUUUUCAACCAUAAGGUCGAGCCAGAGGGCAAGCCGAUGACUGACCAAAGGGGCACAGGUCUCUGCUGGCUUUUUUCCGGCCUUAACCUCAUGCGUCUGCCUUUCAUGAAGGAGUACAACUUGGAGGAAUUCGAGUUCUCCCAAGCCCACCUAGUCUUCUGGCACAAGAUAGAAGCGAGCAACACCUUCCUCUACAACAUGGUGAAGACAGCUCAAAAUAAAGAACCUCUAGAUGGACGACUGAUGACGUUCUUGUUGCGGAAGCCGAUAAGUGAUGGAGGUUUCUGGCACAUCCUGGCCAAUCUAGUCAACAAACAUGGAUUAAUGCCGAAGAAAAAUUUUUCAGAAUAUUACAACAGUUCCUACACAUCUAAGAUGAACGACGUUCUCGGAAGCAUGUUGCGGCAAUAUGCCAAGGCCAUCCGCGACCUAGUAGCCAAAGGUGGCUGCGACGAAGACAUCGACAACCUCAUCCAAGAUCAGAUGUCCAACAUCUAUAGGGUAGUGGGGAUAUGCCUUGGUAUACCCAGUGAGACUUUCACGUGGAGCUACUACGACAAAGACAAGGCAUUCAAGAGCAUCGGACCUGUAACACCCAAGGAGUUCUACGAGAAACACGUGAAGCCCUUCUUCAAUGUCGAUGAUAAGGUGUGUUUGGUGUCAGACCCCAGACCUACCUUCGAAUUUGGGAAACUGUUCACAAUGGACUACAUAAACGACGUCGUUGGAGCCAAAAACUGCAUUUUUAACAACCAACCGGUGGAGUUGCUGCUGGAUCUUACCGCCAAGAGCAUCAAAGAAGGUGAGGCUGUGCUCUCUAGCUGCGAACUCUCGAGAAAGUACUCCUCUUGGAGGCACGGGAUGCACCUCAAGACGUAA